Dermacentor albipictus is the source of this 1113-nucleotide messenger RNA. RefSeq lists its product as uncharacterized. The record is from RefSeq and is a predicted model, not a curated record. NCBI's taxonomy places the organism in Eukaryota, Metazoa, Arthropoda, Arachnida, Ixodida, Ixodidae.
CACUCUACCAUGAAACAUUAUGCCACGGUUCAUGUGCAGUAUGCGGCAUCGAAAUUGCAGUGGAGGCAGCCGAUCGCCUCAAAUAAGAGUUCAGAAGACAUGUCUGCAAAGGCGCGGCUGACGAUCAUCGCAAUCUUGGCCGCCUGCUUCGCCUGGGACGUGAUGGCGCAAGAUGGCGGGCUGCCCGCCACGCGUCUUUCACCCGUGUCAACGACGGAGGGCAGUGACCAAAUUCCCAGACCGACCUGCGCGCCAUCUGAUGGCUGGCUCGCCAACGCGUCGCUGCUGACACAGUUGGCCUUCUGGUUCGGCGCCGUCGGUCUGGUGGUCACCCUGUGCGUCACCGCCGGCUACUUCUGCUGCUUCUCUUGCGGACCGGUCCGAGCGGUGAGACUGCGGCGGCGGGACCGAUCUUCGAGGUCCCGAGAACGGCUGCUACCACCGGCGACCAACGGAACAGACCAGCGCGAGCACCAAAGCACCGUUCGACUGCUGUGCGUCAGGGUCGGGAACCCGGCUGGAACGAGGCCCACGUCACCCACCCACGCCAGCGUCUUCCCGCGCCUGGCAACAUUGGGUUCGGCACAGGUCGGGCCACCUGGCGUACCUGCGGCCACGCAGAUUAGCCGCGGAGGAGCCCCCAGCACCUCGUCCCCCGUUAUCGUGGCGCACCGCGUAGAGGACGAGUUCGGGUACCAGGCCCAAACGCUACAGCCUUACUCCGCAGGCCCACCGGCGUACAGCACCGUUGCCAGCAGCACCACCUUCCCGUUUAGCCCGCCAGGGCCGGGUCCGCAGCAUCCGGCGGCCAUGGGCGUUCCAAGAUCCCCGCCUCCACCUUACACGUUCCAGGGCUACCAGCAGUAACGUGCACGAAUCUCGCCCACUUUGCGGCAGCAGCGAUGGGCUAUACGCACACGUUAUUGCACGCCAUCUCACAUUUUUUAAAAAUUUUGCACGGGCAUAUUGCAGUAAAGUGCAGUAAAGUGUUUUUUUUUUCGUUGUUCUACUUUACUCACAUGUUAUUCCCAGGGGAAGCGCUUUAGUGUUUCCUUUCUUCAUUCGCUGGCGUUAGUUUUCUUAUAACGCGGUUUUAGUUGUGACGUUUUACCU